Cynara cardunculus var. scolymus (artichoke) is the source of this 2417-nucleotide messenger RNA. RefSeq names its product serine/threonine protein phosphatase 2A 55 kDa regulatory subunit B beta isoform-like. The transcript has 14 exons. Gene Ontology annotation, molecular function: protein binding; protein phosphatase regulator activity. Lineage: Eukaryota; Viridiplantae; Streptophyta; Magnoliopsida; Asterales; Asteraceae. Bases 369 to 1922 code for a protein of 517 amino acids. Gene Ontology annotation, biological process: peptidyl-serine dephosphorylation. Gene Ontology annotation, cellular component: protein phosphatase type 2A complex; cytosol. The record is from RefSeq and is a predicted model, not a curated record.
UCGGAGGCAAAAGGAACGGUUUGGUCACUUCAAUUUUCCGAAUUUCUCCUUUCGUUUUAGAGAGAGAAAGUGUGCGAAGAAGAGAGAGAAAACAAAGACCUUCAAUCUGUAAAUGAAGCGAUUUGCUGUUGUUGAUGUUGUUGCUGAUGACGACGAUGAUGCUUGUUAAUGGAAGAAUGAAUCUGAAACAGGAACCGGUUUUGUUGUUGUUGAUUGAUGGAAUUAACUGAGGAUUUGGAGGCGGCGAUCUUGAGGAAAUAAUAAUUGGAUAAACGAUCGGGUGAUGCUGUUGUUGAUUUGAUUUUAGUUUGGAUUCAGUUGAUUGAUUUGCGGUUUAAUUUAUUUUAAAAGAAAAAAAAGGAGGAGAGAUGAACGGUGGCGAUGGAGGAGAUGUUGCGGCAGCUCCAGCGGGUCCACCACCUCCGCUUGACUGGAAAUUCUCUCAGGUAUUUGGUGAACGCACCGCCGGUGAAGAAGUCCAGGAAGUUGAUAUCAUUUCUGCUAUUGAGUUUGAUAAAAGUGGUGAUCAUCUUGCCACUGGUGAUCGUGGGGGCAGGGUAGUAUUAUUUGAGAGGACUGAUAAGAAGGAGAAUGGUGGAAAUAGAAAGGAUUUAGAGAAAACUGAUUACUCAAUUAGUAGGCAUCCGGAAUUCCGCUACAAAACCGAGUUCCAGAGCCAUGAACCCGAGUUUGAUUAUUUAAAGAGUUUGGAGAUCGAGGAGAAAAUUAACAAAAUCAGAUGGUGCCAGACAGCCAAUGGUGCCCUCUUUCUUCUGUCUACUAAUGAUAAAACCAUUAAAUUCUGGAAGGUCCAAGAGAAGAAGAUAAAAAAAAUUGCAGACAUGAGCAUGGAGCCUUCCAAAGCCACUGGAAAUGGCAAUGUUGCUAGUCCAAGUGUUACUUCCUCCACCCCUAAGCCGCAACUUGCAAAUGGCGGAUACACAGAUAAAUCUUACACUAGUUUAAGCAAUGAAUUGUUAUUUCCUCCCAGGGGCAUUUCAUCACUUCGUUUACCUGUGGUAGUAACUAGCAACGAGACCAACCUUGUUGCAAGAUGUAGAAGAGUGUAUGCUCAUGCACAUGACUAUCAUAUCAAUUCUAUCUCUAAUAACAGUGAUGGUGAAACAUUUAUCUCUGCUGAUGAUCUACGGAUAAACCUUUGGAAUUUAGAAAUCAGCAAUCAGAGUUUCAACAUCGUCGAUGUCAAGCCUGCAAACAUGGAAGACCUCACUGAGGUGAUCACAUCAGCUGAAUUUCAUCCUACCCACUGUCAUACACUAGCAUAUAGUAGUUCAAAAGGAUCUAUCCGCCUUAUUGACUUGCGUCAGUCUGCACUGUGUGAUAAGCAUUCUAAAUUGUUUGAGGAACAGGAAGCACCUGGUACGAGAUCAUUCUUCACCGAGAUAAUAGCCUCUAUUUCAGAUAUAAAGUUUGGAAGAGAUGGAAGAUAUAUACUAAGUCGUGAUUACAUGACCCUUAAGUUAUGGGACAUCAACAUGGACUCUGGUCCAGUCUCAACGUUUCAGGUCCAUGAAUAUUUAAGACCUAAGCUGUGUGAUUUAUAUGAAAAUGAUUCUAUUUUUGAUAAAUUUGAGUGCUGUCUGAGUGGUGAUGGACAGCGCGUCUCAACUGGUUCUUACAGCAAUUUAUUCCGAGUGUUUGGCUGCCAUUCGGGCAGUACUGAAGCAACUACCCUGGAAGCUAGCAAGAACCCAAUGAGGAGGCAAGUUCAGACCCCCUUAAGGCCAAGAUCCCUAAGCAGCAUAACCCGAGCGGUUAGACGAGGAGGAGAUAGCCCAGGAGUAGAUGCAAAUGGGAACUCAUUCGAUUUCACAACGAAGUUGCUCCAUCUAGCAUGGCAUCCGACCGAAAACUCAAUUGCUUGUGCUGCUGCAAACAGCUUGUACAUGUAUUACGCAUGAAAACACCAACGUGACGAUCACUAACAAAUUUUUGAUCGCCAAAACCCACCAAUCGUAUCGCUCAGGUCUCGAGAUCCCAAAAUCCAAAAAAAAAAAGACGACCUUUUUUUGCAGGUGGCAAUUUGCUUUUCUUUUAGUCCCGGUUUUUCUGCUUCACCCUCGAUUCGUUUUAUUUUAAUUUUAUUUUUUAACGUUGAAGGACUGUUUUGGUUUUAAAUGUUGUUGUUGGGAGGGUUGAAGGGGAGGAGAACCGAUGGAUGGAUGGAUGGAUGUUUAGCCUUUUUCUUUUAGGUGUAGUAUUAGUUUGGGAAGGAGCCUCUGCUGCUAACUUUGCAGGCCAUCAUCAAGUUUUUACAUUUUUACCUGUUUGAUACCAUUAAAAUUUCUCUUUCAAAUUCUUUAGACCUAAAAUCAUUUUAGUUUUUUUCUUUUUUUCUCUGUUUUGUAAAAGCAAAUUCUCAAGGGAUGUUAGUUUUUAUCAUUGCAUUUUGAUCA